Punica granatum (pomegranate) is the source of this 1272-nucleotide messenger RNA. The record is from RefSeq and is a predicted model, not a curated record. Lineage: Eukaryota; Viridiplantae; Streptophyta; Magnoliopsida; Myrtales; Lythraceae.
GUAAGGGCUGUGUCAAUUCGUCAAAUGUAAGGUUUCAUAUUCAAAUCUUAUGUAAAAAAAUUCACAAUUGGGAAAUAUUUACCCUUUAGUGUAUUAACCCUGCUUGAAUCAGGAUUAGUCGGGUUCCAUUCGAUUUCUUGAUACCAGGCAGUGCAGAUAAAAUAUUAUUGUGUAUUUGGAUUGUUAAGAGAACUGGGACAGUAAUACCAAAGGGAUGCUUCAAUUGGAAUGUGCCUAGAUAUCUUCUAUAUUACAAUCCCUAAAUUAUCAUUUGAUAUAUAAUACAAUUAUUGUAAAUCUUAUAAUACAAUUAUCAUUUGGCUUUUAUUAACGGCCAAUAGCGUCCACCUCGCCCAUCACAAGUUCUUUUAGUGAGAACUUUUCUAAUAUUUAUUCUCGCAACGUUUACUGUAUAUCUUAUUUCUUGUUACUGUCCCAGCAUGAUCCUCACUUACAAUACCAAGGACCGAGACGGGAGCACCACCUACGGUGGCUACUCGGACAUCAUGGUGACGGAUGAGCACUAUGCGGUGGCAAUACCCGACAAUCUGCCGCUGGAUGGGGCAGCUCCUCUCUUGUGUGCCGGGAUCACUGUCUACAGUCCCCUGAAGAACUAUGGGCUCAAUAGGCCGGGGCUCCACGUCGGUGUGGUCGGACUUGGUGGCCUGGGCCAUGUGGCCGUCAAGUUUGCCAAGGCCAUGGGCCUUAAGGUGACUGUUAUUAGCACCUCCCCCAGCAAGAAGGAGGAGGCCAUCGACCGGCCGGGAGCCGACUUGUUUCUGGUCAGUAGUGAUCCAGAACAGAUGCAGUCGGCUAUGGGCACGUUGGACAUUAUCAUUGACACUGUUUCAGCCGCUCAUGCUCUCCUCCCUCUGGUUGAACUGUUGAGAUCUAGUGGGAAGCUUAUCAUGGUCGGCGCACCACAGAGGCCACUCGAGCUACUGAUCAUGCCACCCAAGAAGCCCCGAAAUCUGGGCAACCCGAACGGCAUGCUGGCGAUGGUUCUUUGUUAUUUUCUGCUCAAAUUGAUUAGGAUUCACCUCCUUUGACCAGAUUUAGGAUCCCUUAAUAUUUUCUUCUCUCGUAAACAUGAUUAACAACAAAUAUAAAUUUUGUAAUCUCCCAAUUUCUCUCAAUGGAUUUUCUCCUAUUUUGUACCGUGGACGUUUUCUGCUUCGGAAUUUACCACGUAAAAUCUUGCUGAUGCAUCUGGCUGGUCUGCUGACAAACGCUUCUAUACUAAUAUUUCAUAUUAAAUCGUUACCGAAAAAA